This is a messenger RNA of Girardinichthys multiradiatus, 3853 nucleotides long. RefSeq names its product protein ILRUN-like. Gene Ontology annotation, molecular function: ubiquitin binding. The record is from RefSeq and is a predicted model, not a curated record. Gene Ontology annotation, biological process: macroautophagy. The coding region runs from base 3 to 977 and encodes 324 amino acids. Gene Ontology annotation, cellular component: phagophore assembly site. Lineage: Eukaryota; Metazoa; Chordata; Actinopteri; Cyprinodontiformes; Goodeidae. The transcript has 5 exons.
ACAUGCGCACUCGGCCCUGCUUUGGAGUUUGUUAUGACAAGUCGAGGCCUCGGUGUAAAUUAGUAGCGCAGCCCCCUGUCUCUGCCCCGGGCUUUUCGGACAUGGAGGGCAUGGACCUGGACCUGGACCUGGACCAGGAGCUCAUGCAGAAAUUCAGCUGCAUGGGCACAACAGACAAAGACAUUUUAAUAUCGGAAUUUCAGAGGCUGCUCGGGUUUCAACUGAAUCCCGCCGGAUGCGCCUUCUUUUUGGACAUGACCAACUGGAACUUGCAGGCUGCCAUAGGAGCUUACUAUGACUUUGAAAGCCCCAACUUCAAUGCACCUUGCAUGUCCUUUGUGAAGGAUGUGACAAUUGGCGAGGGUGAAUCUGUUCCACCUGACACACCAUUCACAAAGACUUGGAGGAUACAGAACACCGGUACAGAGUCAUGGCCUCCUGGGGUUUCUCUGAAGUAUGUGGGAGGAGAUCAGUUUGGUCAUGUGAACAUGGUAAUGGUACGCUCUUUAGAUCCCCAGGAAAUGACUGAUGUCAGCGUGCAGAUGCACAGCCCCGUCUCUCCUGGCAUGUACCAGGGUCAGUGGAGAAUGUGCACAGCUACGGGACUUUACUAUGGAGAUGUCAUUUGGGUGAUCCUGAGUGUAGAGAUCGGAGGCCUCCUCGGAGUCACGCAGCAGCUUUCGUCUUUCCAAGCGGAGUUUAACACCCAGCCCCACCGUAGCCUAGAAGGAGACUACAACCCCUUUGCCUCGCCACAGAAGAGCAAGUACCCCAGCAGUAACAACAACCAUGUCCACAGUGACAGCAGCAGUAGUGUCACAGAGGAAUAUUUGCAGGGAAGCCCACACCAGCUGCAGCAAGGCCAGAAUGGACUUUCACACAGCUCUGUGGAUAUAGUAGCAAAUCACCUACAAAGCAGUCUAUCAGUAGUGCCAUGUAACCAGAUACAGGAGCCCUCUCCUUUUGGGCAUUCCUAAUCAUGGGAUUUAUCACUGUAUGGCAGCACUAAGUUGUACCUCUGGAUUAUCUCACACCAAUAAACUAGGAGGCUUUAACCUGGAGUGUGGAGGUCAAAACACUUUAUGCAAAGUCCAAUUACACUUAAAAAAGUCAGAGGCCAACGCUCCUGAUGUGCAGCUGAACCAACAUCCCACUGUAUGCACGUGUGAAUGCUAAGUUAAAAAAUAUGAGUGCUAUGAGUCUUGAGUGAUAAGUCUUUUAUUUUACUUUUAAGAUUUCUUUUUUUUGUUGUUGACACGGGUGCACAUGGACAGAGGUGAAAGUAGUGGGUGUUUGAGAGCUUUGUUUGUGAAGAUGUGUGUGCAUUGUGCAACCUGAAAAGAGACUUAAAGAGUUAAAGCCAUUAAUUUUGCCAACUGAUUCUACAGUUUCUGCUCCUUUUUAGUUUGUUGAAUUGAAUUUUGGACCCGCUGGCCUGUAUAGCACUAAUGCUAAUUGUAAAGGUUACCCUGAAAUGCAGUUUUGGGGUUUUAGAUGUCAGUGAGUGUAAUAUUUUUACCACAUGACUAUUGGAACAUUGACAUUUUUUUCUAUCCUGUCACGCUGCCUGGAGUUUAAAAAGCUAAACAGAUUUUUAACCAGUCAGAUAGGCUGUCAUUACUAAUUAGAAAAGUAUAGAUUUGGGAAAAUUGAUUUGCUAAAUCAAGUUUACUCCUCAUAUAUCCAUAGAAUCAUUGCUGUUACCUACUUGUAUCAAAUUGUAUAUCAUUCUAUUAAAUUUUCUGAUGCUUAUCCAGUUAUUGUGAGAGUUGGUAUUGGGUUUAAUUUAAAGGUUUGCAAGCUCUCAUUUCAAUUUCUCCAGAAUGAUCCACCAAGUUUUAAAUUGGCCCUGAAUACACAAUGAAGUCAAGAAGCAGGUAUGAAAUAUGCUAUUGCAAAGUCUUCUCUGAAGUCGAUGUUUCUAACGUUUCUAGAGUUUCCAGACUAAGUAUCUGGUUGUGCCUCACAAAUGGGAGCAUGAUUAUUUAAAAGAAACAUAUUAAAAGGAUUAGUUCACAUCAUGCUGUGAGACUCAAAACUCGAGCCAUAUAAACAUUAAAGACAUAAUGCCGCAUUAUACAAAAUGAAAAGGUUUAAUUCAGUCUGUAUUAAACUUUUUUACAUUUAACAUUUAGGUUGAAUGUCUUUCAUGAAUGUAGCUAAGAAUUAUAACUUUGGCAAUGUUUUAAUUUACCCAAAGAAUCUGGAUUAUGUUUGAACUAAACUGGCAGUUUUAAUUGUUCUUUUUUUUUUGUCCUGUUUUUAUCUAUAUGUUUUGGAAGUUAUGUAUUAACAUGUACUGAACUAAUUAGAGAUGCACCAAUAAAUUGGCCAGAUAUUGGAAUUGACCAAUCUUCUAUUGAUUGGCUCUGAUCUGUCUAUGGGCAUUUCAAAUACUGAAAAAAAUCAGAUUUCUUUUCCUCUAUUCGUUAAAUGCAUCAGAACCAAAAUACCACGUUAUACACUAUGCCCUUUGCUUCCAAGGUGUAGGAAGUCCUGUUUGCAGUAAGGAAAAUUAUGCUCUGGGAUACACAUUUGAUUCUAUAUCAUAUAGAGUUAGAUCACCAGAUUACCCAGGUGACCGUGGAUCUUUUGACAUGGUGAAUAAUUCUGUUGCAUAAGCAGCUCUCACCCACCAUGUACUGCAUACCACACGUGCACUACUGCUGCGUAGUUCACUAAAGUAUUGCUGCAAUGACCCAGUAAUAUUAGUUAGUCUCACCCUACACUGUGCUGUCUGCACGGAUGAAGAUUUACUUGGGAUGCUUGAAACUGAAAGUGAAACUGACGGCUUAUGCUACUUUCUGAUUAAUUCUGCUAAUAUUUAUCUAACUACUUGUAGGCUCUCAUGGAGCAGUGAAGGUUAAUUAAUACCCAGACAGGGAGUGAUCUCUUGAUCCCAAUAGACAUGCACUAUUCAAAAUGGGAGCGCAUCAGAAACAAAACAUGCUUCAAAGAUGUUGCACAAACUGUUCCUGUUUAGACCCAUGUAAAAAACACAUUUUUCAACACCCCUGAACGCAUGGCAAGAUAGGAAACAUUCUAUUUCCUGUAUACAACAACCAUCAGCUUGUAGUUUAGUGCAUUUUUGGGGUUUUAAUAAAACUCAUCUAAAGGUGAGGGAUGCAUACUUUAAUGCAAAUAUUUUAGGUCUAAAACCACUUCCCUCUAAUAAAUAAUUUUUAUUAUUUUAAGUGUCAUAGUUCAUAGAAUAAAAAUCAAAUAAGACAAGAUCGCAAUCAGCAGGUCGUACCAACAAUAAAACUGGAAAUUGGCAUUUGUGAGGAAUAGCCUGAUUGGUGCAUCUCUAGAACUGAUAAUUUCACAGAUGAAUUAAAAAUAAGUCCUUUGGACAGUCUCACGACUUCUUUACGUUCUUUUACAAACUGACUAAUCUAUGCACUGAGUAAUAUAACCCUCACAAAGGGCAUGUUAUUUUCCUUCCAGUUGACUCCAAAGUCAGAGAAAGGUUAUGAUCUCUGUGAUUAUAUCAUUGACAGUCAGUGUGGUAGACCACCUCAUCGGAAAGGUUGCCCUUUAGUCAAUGAAAGUGUAAGUCACUGAGGUGCUGAACUAUGAUAUAACAAUACCAGCUAAUACAGAACUACAGCUCCGUUGAAGCAUUUCCUUCCAAUAACUCGUACGAUAUGUGUUUCUUCUUUCAAAUGUCUGUUUAUCAAGUGCUAAGUGUGUUGUUUUCUGUAUAACAUCGCUGUAGUUUCCUCUGGCCAGAGCAAGCAAGGUGAAUCACACAGCAGCGCAUGUAUGCAAGUGAGGAAGUGCAAACAAGUGAAAGAUCAUUUCUUAUGCUUGAUGAAUGUUUCUACAAUUAAAUUAUCACGAAGAUAAAUUA